This is a messenger RNA of Drosophila subobscura, 3302 nucleotides long. Its product is annotated as kelch-like protein 5. NCBI's taxonomy places the organism in Eukaryota, Metazoa, Arthropoda, Insecta, Diptera, Drosophilidae. The record is from RefSeq and is a predicted model, not a curated record. Bases 226 to 2430 code for a protein of 734 amino acids. The transcript has 5 exons. Gene Ontology annotation, molecular function: protein binding.
AGUAGCAGAAACAGCUGUGUUGCCUGCAUUGUAUAUAAACAGAUACACGUACAUUCUGCUGAUAAGCAUUUUUUGCACAGUUGCGGAUCCAGCACGCAGUUUUGGCCAGUGCCAGUGCCAGAGCCCGCACCCGUACCCUCCUGACUAAUUGCAAUUGCCAAUGAAAGAGGAGAGGCAGCGACCACAUCGAGACGCAGUCAACACAGAAGCCAUGUGGGUGAUUGAAUGGGUGAGGGAGAGAGCGGCAGCAGCACAAACACAGGCAAAUUGAAACAAGAGUUCUUUGUUGCAACGGCAACGGCAACGGCGACGGCAGCAACGCAAACGCAACGCUACGCGACGCAAAUUAUAGUUGGAGCAACAAGCCGAUCGACCACGCUCCAUAACAACAACAAGCGACGCGACAGUAGGUUCAAGACAGAGCUCCAAUGCAGACGUUCCGCAGCAGCAGCAACGGAAACGGUAACUGCAACUGCAACUGCAUUUGACGCAGGGGAGAAUCUGUGGAACAUAGUCGAAGGAAAGGAAAACCAAAUUCAAGCAUCCAGCAUCAUGUCAGCAGCUAAUCAAAAGGAGAGUCCCAGCCGGGAUUCCACUGCCUCCACAUCGGGACACAUAUCCAUGCUGGCCGACAGCACACUGGAGUCCCUCUCCCGGGACUACAGCCUGGGCAGCCUGAACUCCGCCGGCAGCCAGGACGAGUUCUUCCGUUGCCGGGAUCAUGCCGACAACAUCCUUAAGCGGAUGCAGCUGUACGUGGACAGCCAGCAGCUGUGCGAUGUCACCCUAAUCGCUGGGAUCGAUGGGAAGCGAGUGCCCGCCCAUCGCCUGGUGCUAUCAGCUUCCAGUGCCUACUUCUCGGCAAUGUUCACGGGCUCACUGCGCGAGACCAAGGAGCAGGAGGUGACGCUCGGCGAGGUGCCAGGGGACGCACUGAAUCUGCUGGUUCAAUACUGCUACACGGGCUUCAUCGAGCUGCGCGAGGACACCGUGGAGACACUGCUGGCGACGGCCUGCCUGCUGCAGCUCACAUCGGUGGUCACUGCUUGCUGCAACUUCCUCGCGAGGCAGCUGCACCCCUCCAACUGUCUGGGAUUCGCUUUCUUCGCCGAGCAGCAGAGCUGCACGACAUUGCUGCGAUUGGCCCAGUCCUACACGUGCCAGUACUUCAUGCAGGUGUGCCAGAACCAGGAGUUCUUCCAACUGAACGCCGACCAGCUGGGCAAGCUGCUGUGCAGCGAUGAUCUCAAUGUGCCCUCCGAACAGGACGUCUUUCACAGCCUCAUGUCAUGGGUGCGGCACGACUCCCCCAACCGGGAGCAGCACAUUCCCGAGCUGCUGGCCCUCGUCCGGUUGCCGCUGCUCCAGCCGGCCUUCAUCAUGGACCACGUGGAGAACGUUUGCAAUGCCAACGAGUGCCAGCAGCUGGUCAUGGAAGCCUUCAAGUGGCACCUAAUGCCCGAGCGUCGUUCCCGCAUCGCCACCGAGCGCACUACACCCAGAAAGUCAACCGUUGGCCGACUCCUAGCUGUCGGCGGCAUGGAUGCCCACAAGGGAGCGAUCAGCAUCGAAAGCUACUGCCCCCGCCUGGACAAGUGGACUCCGUUUAAGCACAUGACUGGACGUCGCCUACAGUUCGGGGCCGCUGUCAUGGAAGACAAACUGAUCUUGGUGGGCGGACGUGAUGGCCUGAAGACCCUCAACACUGUGGAGAGCCUCGACCUGAACACAAUGUCCUGGGUCCCGUUGAAUCCCAUGGCCACGCCACGCCACGGUCUGGGUGUGGCUGUGCUCGAGGGUCCGCUCUAUGCUGUCGGCGGGCAUGAUGGCUGGAGCUACCUAAACACAGUUGAGCGGUGGGAUCCCAUAGCUCGUACCUGGAGCUAUGUCUCGCCCAUGUCCUCAAUGCGUUCCACUGCAGGCGUGGCGGUGCUGAGUGGCCGCCUUUAUGCGGUGGGCGGACGUGAUGGUUCCGUCUGCCAUCGCUCCAUCGAAUGCUACGAUCCGCACACGAACAAAUGGAGCCUGCUGGCGCCCAUGAAUCGUCGUCGCGGUGGUGUGGGCGUGACGGUGGCAAACGGUUUCCUUUAUGCAUUGGGUGGGCACGAUUGCCCCGCCAGCAACCCCAUGGUCUGUCGCACUGAAACUGUGGAACGCUAUGAUCCAGCAACCGAUACAUGGACACUGAUUUGCUCACUGGCCUUGGGAAGAGAUGCAAUUGGUUGUGCCCUGCUUGGUGAUCGACUGAUUGUCGUUGGCGGCUACGAUGGCAAUCAUGCGCUGAAGAGCGUUGAGGAAUACGAUCCAGUUCGCAACGGUUGGAACGAGCUGACCCCCAUGGCAUUUGCCCGGGCCGGUGCCUGCGUCGUGGCCAUACCCAAUGUCAUACCGCCGGCGGCACAGCAGCCGCCCCCCAGUGCUACAGUUUAGUUUAACCCUUCCAAUUCCACAUUUGUUUCUACUGUAGUUGUUGUUCUCGUUGUCGUUUUCGUUGUCGUUCUGAGCUGCUCGUGGCUGUUGGUUGCCGCCGUUCUUGAGGAUGUUCAUACCCAUAAUAUUCUUGCAGUAUAGAAAGCCCAAGCUCAAUGUGCAUUUGGUUGAUUCUCUUGAAUUCAAUUAAACUAAACUAGUAGUAAUCUGCAAGGAUACAUGAAGCUUCGGCUCCCGAAGAUUUCCAUUCCCUCUGUAACGGCAAGCACUGCAGCCCGACCAAGCUCCGCUUACGCUCGCGUCGCCUCUCGCCCCUCUAUGUGUUCUGGCAUUGAUCCCCUGGCACCCGUUGGCAUGGCAUUCCCGCGUAUCCACCCUCUCCCAGUUCCUACUUUUUGCAUUGAAGCCACAGGCUUGGCUGCUACUUUCCUCGUGAUUCUCGAGCAUACCAACGAAAUCCAAGAAAAAUCUCAUAAAGUGUAAGAUUUGCAUGCGGCGAGGCUUGAUGAAUAUUAGUUUUUUUUCUAUCUAUCGUAGUUACAUUCGCAUCUCAUUCAUUCCAUUUGGUCGUAUGCUUACGGUAUUCUGCUCCCCUGCACACUGUCCCCCGCCAGCAUGCUUGCUCACUCGCUCGCACGCUCUCAAAUCGAGGUGACAGACAGACACAUCCAUCACACACACGCACCGCACCGUGUAUUCGACUCCAUUCCAUUCCACCAUACCACUCAUUCCAGUGACCCAGUGUAUUAAUUGCUAAAGAAGACUGUGCCCAGCCAAAAUUCCGAACAUUCCAAAUCCAAUUAACGGCUCAUUUGCAUGUGAAGUGUACGCCACGCUACCAUAUUCCUUUUGAGUUUAUACAAAGAAGAUAA